AUGAUGACGACCUGUACCUACAAUGAACGUACACAUGCAUCCGAAUACUCGAUAGUAGACUUGCUCAUGCAAGCAAGAAGGAUAAGGUACGACGUCAUCGGCCUGGCCGAGACGAGACGACGCCACCCAUUCAACGCCGCCUAUAACACCGGAGAAGAACUGUUCCUCGGAUCAUGCGAUAGUAGAGGAGUCGGCGGCGUCGGCUUUCUCGUCAACACGAGCUCGUCCAUGAACAUCGAUUCAUUCGAACAACUUCCAACCCGAAUCGAACGUUUACGAUACGAUUUAGAGACGCGAAUAAAUACAGCCUUCACAAUCUUCGUCGUUUACUCGGCGACAGCAAGCUAUGACGAAGAAGAAGUUGAAGCGUUCUAUAUGGACUUGGAGAAGUUCUACAGAGAAGACCAUACAUUCUUCAAGGUCAUCGUUGGAGAUUUCAACGCCAAGAUUGGACCAAGAAGAACGUCGCAUUGGGACCCACGGAUUAGAGUGAAACGUAUAGGGUGA
Messenger RNA from Angiostrongylus costaricensis, 507 nucleotides. The record is from the annotation of a GenBank genome assembly. NCBI's taxonomy places the organism in Eukaryota, Metazoa, Nematoda, Chromadorea, Rhabditida, Metastrongylidae.